UUAGAAUUUCACAAACCAUCAUUUUUUAAGAUUUGAUAUUAUUCCACAAAUCACAAAAUAAAAAAUAAAAAAAUUGAUCUUUUAGAAUCAAAUAAAAUACAGUAAAACAACCAAAACCCUAAUUUCCAAAUCGAAUUUACAUUCUUCAUUUCAAAGGUUUAAAUAUGGCGGAUGAGAACGCUGCCAAUGGGGAUGUUUUCGAUGAUGCAGUGGAGAUCGAAGGAGAGGAAGAUUCGGAUGCUGCAUUGAAAACCGCUCCACUGACGCAGAAAAUAGCCGCAUUAGAGCAAGAAAAUAAUCAACUUUUUCAUGAGAACCAAGUCAUCAAAGAGAGGAUGGAGAAAUCGAAGCACUCGAUUGAAGAAAUACAGAAUGAAAAAAUCGAGUUGCAGAAGAAGGCGGAGAGGCUUGAAUCCGAAAACAAGUCUUUUGGAUCAGUAGCUGCUCGAGCAGCAGAGCUCGAGGGUGAACACUCUCGACUGCAACACGAUCUCAUAACUGCGAUGAACGAUCUGGAAGAAUCGAAUUCUGAAUUAUCGAAACUGAAAUCGGUUCUAGAGGGGUUAAAGAGUAGCGAAAAUGAGAAGAGCGAGAAACUGAGCGCUAUUGAGAGUAAAAGGAAUUUAUUAUUGUUGAAAGUCGAGAAACUGGAAGCUAGUGAAAAAGAUCGGAGAGCUGAAAUAGAAGGGAAGGAAAAAGAAAUUAGGGGUUUGAACAAAAAGAUCGAGGAUUUGAAAGCUACUGUGAAGAACAACGAGGCGUGGAAAAAGGAGAAGGAGGCACUUCGCACGGUGAAAGAUGAGUUGGAGAAGAGGGUAAAAGAAAUGAUGGGGAGAGUGACCGAGUUGGAGAAGAAGUUGGAGGAGAAGGAAGCAUUGAUUACUGAAAGAGACGUCGACAGCAAUAUUAACGGUAUUUCAGCAGAGGAUAAGGUUAAAUCUCUGGGUGGCAAAGUAAACUUAACGGCGGUGGCUGCAUCUUCCGUUGCUGCAGCUGCUGUAGUUGGCAUUUUCUGCUAUCUUCGAUAUGCAAGAAAACCAUAAAGUCGAGCUUUUUUACCUGACCAAGUUUUGGCUUAGGGGCCUCUCUCGGGAAGGUUAUUUCAUCAUGAAUUGGCUGAAAUGGAAGUGAAGAUUCAUGUAGUCUAUCCCAACUGUUUGGGAUUGAGGCGUAGUUAUUGUUGUUGUUGCUGCUGUAGUGCUACAUGCUUUAUAACUUUCCUUUUGAAUGAAAAUCCCAUGGGGAGGGUACACAGAGAGUAAUAACUGAUAUAGUUGAAGCACAUCCUUUUUUAGUGAACACUGUUGUUUACUAUUGCCAAAAAGAUGAUAAGUUGAACUAACUCAAAGCUUGGUAUUUGAAAA
Lycium barbarum (goji berry) is the source of this 1364-nucleotide messenger RNA. Its product is annotated as peroxisomal and mitochondrial division factor 2. The transcript is spliced from 3 exons. The coding region runs from base 165 to 1043 and encodes 292 amino acids. Lineage: Eukaryota; Viridiplantae; Streptophyta; Magnoliopsida; Solanales; Solanaceae. The record is from RefSeq and is a predicted model, not a curated record.